CCAUUGUUGAUUCGUACCAUUCUCGGCUCUCUCCUACGAUCUUGACCGAAAAAUAAAUACUCGUCUGGUGAGUGGUGACUACUGACUGGUGGUGGCUUUCUUUUUGAUCUUCCCAAGAGAAUCUCCCAUUUCACAAAUUCUUUCUUUCUCUCUCCUUUCGAUUUUGUUCUCCUAAAAUGACGAUCGGCUCCGGAGGUUCAAGCAUCGUCGUUCCCAGAAACUUCAGGUUGCUGGAAGAACUUGAACGUGGUGAGAAAGGGAUUGGAGAUGGGAGUGUCAGCUACGGUAUGGAUGAUGGUGAUGAUAUUUACAUGCGUUCUUGGACGGGUACUAUAAUUGGCCCUCAUAAUAGUGUACAUGAAGGUCGAAUCUAUCAAUUGAAGCUCUUCUGUGACAAGGAUUAUCCAGAGAAACCCCCAAGUGUUCGCUUCCACACACGGAUCAACAUGACUUGUGUGCAUCCUGAGACUGGAAUGGUUGAACCAAAGAAGUUUGGGAUGCUUGCAAAUUGGCAGAGAGAGUUUACUAUGGAGGAUAUUCUGACUCAGCUAAGGAAAGAAAUGGCUGCACCCUACAACCGAAGACUCGUUCAACCUCCAGAAGGAACCUAUUUUUAGGUGAACCUAUUUGAUUAGCACGCCCCACAUCUUUCUAAGUUGGGAAGGCUUAAACACCAGAACCUGAAUGCCUUGUAUGGUUAUAUAAUUCAGUAUAGUGUUUGAUUAUGUCUACUGUUGAUAGGGAAGCUUUGGAAGGAAAAAAUUUCCGGUACUGCUUGCUUGUUCAUGUUUUGGAAUUAGUUUCUUCACUGUGUGUUCUGAGAUUUCCCUUUUUAUUCUCCUUCCUACUUUGAGGUGUGGACGUUGUUGGAUGUGCCAUUUCUGUAAUCUAUACACUGAAUUGUAUUGAUUGGAUAGACUAAUCACAAUUAUUGGAACUUGGAUAGACUAAUCACAA
Beta vulgaris subsp. vulgaris (sugar beet) is the source of this 957-nucleotide messenger RNA. Its product is annotated as ubiquitin-conjugating enzyme E2 variant 1D. Gene Ontology annotation, cellular component: nucleus. The transcript has 4 exons. The record is from RefSeq and is a predicted model, not a curated record. Bases 177 to 617 code for a protein of 146 amino acids. Lineage: Eukaryota; Viridiplantae; Streptophyta; Magnoliopsida; Caryophyllales; Amaranthaceae. Gene Ontology annotation, biological process: DNA damage tolerance; protein K63-linked ubiquitination.